Molecule: messenger RNA, 1659 nt
Organism: Thermochaetoides thermophila DSM 1495
Lineage: Eukaryota; Fungi; Ascomycota; Sordariomycetes; Sordariales; Chaetomiaceae
Exons: 2
Coding region: 1-1659 (552 amino acids)
Biological process (GO): protein N-linked glycosylation
Cellular component (GO): endoplasmic reticulum membrane
Molecular function (GO): GDP-Man:Man(3)GlcNAc(2)-PP-Dol alpha-1,2-mannosyltransferase activity
Source: RefSeq, a predicted model, not a curated record
AUGGACGACACCGACCCAAGCUUCCUCUUCCCAAACCGGCCGCUCCUCAUCGCCGCACUCGUUAUCCUCUCCCCCAUGGUGCUCCCCGCCCUCCUACGGCUCCUUGGUCUUUUCCUGGGCUGGAAUCUCCGCCGCAAGACGCACGCAACCCGCGAAGCGAUCCUCCAACUUCUCAAGCUAGAGCGGGAAGAACACGACCAGUCCAGCACACACGCGCACGAAAACGGCGAUAGCGACUGGGAAAAGCUCGACUCCGAUGUUCCAACAACACCAGCCGAUGGCAAGACAAAGCUGCCGGAGGACCGCAGCUGGGAUGGUAUCAUCGGCUUCUUCCAUCCCUUCGCCGCAGCUGGCGGUGGCGGUGAGCGCGUCCUCUGGGCCGCCAUCCGCGCCCUGCAACUCCGCUACCCCCGCGCCACAUGCCUGAUCUACACAGGCGACCGCGACAUGACCAAGUCGGCUUUGCUGAACCGGGUCCACGCUCGGUUUAACAUCCCGCUUGACAGCUCCCGAUUGGCGCUGGUUUACCUCUCUACAAGGCCCUGGCUACUUGCAAGUACAUGGCCUAAGUUUACCCUCGCGGGCCAAAGUUUGGGAAGUAUCAUUGUCGCGUGGGAAGCGCUAGGGAAAGUUGUGCCGGACAUGUUCAUCGACACCAUGGGGUAUGCCUUUGCAUUGGGGCUGGCGAAAUGGUUUUUUGGAAGCGGGAUGCCGACCGCGGCGUAUGUGCAUUACCCGACUAUUUCGACGGAUAUGUUAUCGUCGCUGGAGGACGAGGAGGGGACUCCCUUAACGAGAGGGUUGAACGCCGGUCAGGGGAGGGGAUGGCGCGGGAAGGCGAAGAGGAUGUACUGGCGGGGGUUUGCGAAGGCUUAUUCGUGGGUUGGAGGGAAGGCGGUGGAUGUGGUGAUGGUGAAUUCGAGCUGGACGGGGGGGCAUAUUAAGGAGUUGUGGGGCUCCUAUCGAAAGGAUGAGAACAAGGACAUUGAGAUUGUCUAUCCCCCCGUCGCAGUGAGCGAGCUCAUCCGCCGCAUCGAGGUCACGCCUGAAUCUGAAUCCUCCCGCGAGCCGGUGCUGCUUUAUAUUGCGCAGUUUCGCCCGGAAAAGAACCAUACCCUGAUCAUGCAGGCUUACGCACAUAUGCUCAAGAACCCCUCCACUUCGUCAGAGACAGUCAAGUCUUCGCGUCUAGUCCUAAUCGGAUCCGUCCGCGACGACGGGGACGCCAAGCGUGUGUACCAGCUUCGUCUGUUGGCCAACGAGCUCGGCAUACGGGACCGCGUGCAAUUUGUUUUGGAUGCCCCCUGGGAGACGGUGCUAUCCUGGUUGGGAAAGGCAAGCGUGGGCGUCAAUGGGAUGUGGAACGAGCAUUUUGGGAUUGGCGUGGUCGAGUACCAGGCGGCCGGGUUGAUCAGCGUGGUGAAUGAUAGUGGCGGACCAAAGGGGGAUAUUAUAGUUGAGGUGGAGGGGGGUUUGACUGGCUUCCACGCAACCACGGUCGAAGAGUACGCCGUAGCGUUUGAGAAGGCGUUGACGCUGCCCGAGCCAUACGAGGUUCGGCGUCGCGCGAGGGUGUCGGCGCUGAGGUUUACGGAGGAAGAAUUUGCACGCAAGUGGAUCGUGCAGAUGGAGAAGCUGGUUGCUAUGACUCGGCGGUGA